This is a messenger RNA of Fonsecaea erecta, 663 nucleotides long. RefSeq lists its product as hypothetical. The record is from RefSeq and is a predicted model, not a curated record. NCBI's taxonomy places the organism in Eukaryota, Fungi, Ascomycota, Eurotiomycetes, Chaetothyriales, Herpotrichiellaceae. The transcript has 2 exons. Bases 1 to 663 code for a protein of 220 amino acids.
AUGGCGAAGCCAGGGCUGCGGCCUCGCUGGACUGGUGGCGACAGUCGUUCAAGCGGUUGGUUUGGUCUAGCCAAAAUGCUCAUGCCCGAUGAGUACCGGCGGAUCGACGCCAUUCGGAAGAAUAGACGAGAUCGGGUACGAGCCGCAGCACUGAAUGAAAAAGCCAUCGAAGAUGAUGCUUCCAGCAUAGCAGGGACCAGGACAGCAAACCCGACUGGCACAGAUGAAGAAGAAGAACCACAUGCAGAGGAGACUGAAGAGGCAGCCCGAGAUGCGGAGGAUGACUUUGCAGAUGUCGGCAGGGCAAGCAACGUAAGGUCCCAUGCCGGGUCUGGCCAAUCUAAUGAUGGCUGCAAGCCUCAACGAGAUGUUCCUUCGUCUCAGGCACCGUCAGUGAGGACGAGAAGUAGCACGAAACCUGUUGCCGCCAAGGCCUUUGACGGAGGCGACCAAUCAUCACAGCGGGCCUUCCCAAGAGAGUGGGCAGCGUUCCUCUUCGCGUGCGUCGGGAGUUCCUUCUUACUACAAAUCCGCAAUCGCAGAAUGGUGCGAAAGAGUGUGCAGUCCCAACCAACGAGCCGAGACAUCAUCCCCCCGGACUUUGCAGUCAGAUUUCCCAACCAUCAAGACGAUCAGCUCACCCCCAGCCUCCAGCAGACUUAG